Galendromus occidentalis (western predatory mite) is the source of this 1588-nucleotide messenger RNA. RefSeq names its product origin recognition complex subunit 2 (gene Orc2). The transcript has 8 exons. Gene Ontology annotation, molecular function: DNA replication origin binding. Gene Ontology annotation, biological process: DNA replication. Gene Ontology annotation, cellular component: nucleus; nuclear origin of replication recognition complex. The coding region runs from base 62 to 1588 and encodes 508 amino acids. NCBI's taxonomy places the organism in Eukaryota, Metazoa, Arthropoda, Arachnida, Mesostigmata, Phytoseiidae. The record is from RefSeq and is a predicted model, not a curated record.
CGGGGACCCCAACGUGCUAGUGCUUCUUUGUUUUACUUUUAUGGAAUACGCUUAGUCCACCAUGGAACGAAAUGAUUCCCGACCACGCAGAGCUUGCGUGGAAAAGCAAGAGCAAAUCGCAAAGAAACAAUUCGCUCGACAGGAACUCUCGAACAUGAACGAGCUCUUUCUCCAGGAGAAUUCCGACGCAACUGAAAGUGAUAGUGGCGAUGAAAUCGCAGACGAGCGUAGAAUGCAGGGCGCUCAAUCGGUGGACGCAUCGGCUGGGAAAGAUAUGUUCAAUUUCCCAUCACAGUCUCCUUCGGUGAAGCUCACACUCGUUCAGAAAGCCAAUAAAGGCAUUCGAACCCCCACCACUCGAACGACGAAAGCUCAAGCGACCACUCCGUCGUCGAGAAGCGCGAGGAAGCCUCACGAUGUCAACACCCCGCACGCCGUCAGACGGAAAAUCGCUAGCAGAUUGGGGAAAAUACGAGAAGAAAAUCUCAAGAACCGAGAAGAUUCAGACGAAAGUGAGAAUGAUGACGACGAUUUCAGCGAGGGUGCUCUUCUAGACGAGGAGGCUGACGACGCAUCGGAUUAUUUCUCUCAGAACAGUCGGGGGGUGAAGAAAAUGACCACGAAUCACACGCUGUCCAAGCUCGGAGAAGCCAUGCUAACUGAAGAACAAAUCACUGCGUGUCUCGAAAAUGACAAGGAUCCGCAUGCCAAGAACAGGAGGAAGCUCUUGGACAAGUUGAUCAGAAGCUUCGAUUUCUGGGAAUCUCUAUGCAUCGAAGGAUCCAAUCUGCUUCUCUACGGCCUCGGCUCCAAAUAUCACCUCCUGGAGAAACUGAGCGACUUCCUCUACGACCGGAAUUUCAUGACGAUGACAGUGAACGGUUUCCUACCAACAUGCUCGAUUCAAGAAAUCGUCACGAAUAUCCUCGCAGCGAUUAGCGGUUCCCGGCCGAAGGGAUUGAUCGGAUUACAAGCUCAGUUGGAUUUCAUAAAUUCACACUUCAGAAAAACUAAUUCAGAACAUCUGUUCGUGCUCGUAAACUGCAUCGAUGCCGCACCCCUCAUUUCCGCGAAGAGCCUCCAAGCUCUAGAAACAUUAGCAAGUGCUCCAAUGCUCCACUUCAUCGGAACUGUAAACCACAUAAACGCACCGCUGCUGUGGGAUCUCAACCGCGCGAGAGCGAUGAGAUGGGUUUGGAUUGACGCCACUACGUACGAGCCGUACAGUGUUGAGCUCUCAUCAGACGCUUUGCGGAGCUCGGCGGCAAAUACUCUUUCGUCGCUCGAACACGUUUUCGCUUCCCUGACUAUCAACGCAAAGAGAAUAUUCCUCCUGAUAGCGAACUACACAAUGGAAAACAACUCCACGUCGAAUUUCCGCGGCAUGCCAUUCCAAACGUGUUACCAUCAAUGUCGUGAAGCUUUCCUCGUCAAUUCAGAUCUCACUUUGAGGGCUCAACUGACAGAGUUCGUCGAUCACGAUAUGAUUCGACUCAAGAAAGGGCAUGACGGGGUGGAUUAUUUAGUAAUCCCUAUAGAGAAGGAAACUUUGGAAAUGUUCGUUCAACAACAGCCGGACGAUGUCUGA